CCUUGAAUGUUGGUCGUCUGGUCGCCACCCAACAGCCCCCCGCAGAGAUAGAGGUCAGACCCGUACAUCUACAGGUGCAAGUGGAGCCGCUGCACAGGGCACCCAAAAAUCUGGGGCCCCCGUAUAUAUAUAUCCUUAAACUGCCAAAAAAAUAAAGUGCAGCCCCAGCCCAACGCAUGUCAAUUAAUCCACCAAGCCCCAACGGAACAACAGGCCCAUAGCCCAACUCAUCUCUCUCACGGAGAAUUCCAGAAGACUGAAGACGGAUCGAAUUCCCCUGUUCUUUUCUCUCUCUCUACAACUCUGUUCCUCGAGACCAGGACUCGCCGGCGGCUGGCGAAUUAAAUCGCUCGCAAUUAACUCGCAGACUCCUCAUCUCCUUUCUCGAAUGGCUUCCCAAUUAUUAUCCAAGAAGAGAGCCGUUGAUGGCAAGUACACAAUGAACUGCAGAGAAUCAAGAGGUUGGAACAGGCCUGGGUUGGAAUCUCGCUGCUUGGUGGCCGUAGUCCCUGGAGGUGAGCAAUCAGAGCACCAAGCGCCCCCGCCUGAUGAUCUGCAUCCGUGAACAGUCAGCAACCAAAGGUUGUUUCGCCCCCUUUUCACCCCUUUUUUAGUUGAUCCAUUGUUCUUUCUUGCAUUUGUAUAUCCUUGGUUUUUCUUAAUUUUCUAAGAUGUCUUCUAGUUCUAAACGCCCUGGUAGGAAGUAUGAAUCUGGGUAUGAAAAACGUACAAAGAAGAAAAAAGCUGAAAAUCUUAUUCAUUCUCUGAAGGGGUCUCUUGAUAACUUUGUUGUGAAAGAACCACAAGUUUCUUCCGAAAAUCAGAAUAUAGAGGCUGAUGUUGAUGAUAAUGUUGACAACAUUCAGGUUGAGAAUACUAAUCCUGAUGAGGCUAACCUUCAUGGAAAUGUCGUUGGCGCUAGUGUUAAUGAAAACAUGGAUAGUUCACCUGAUAAGAAUAACAUGGAUGCAUCUUCCGAUGGUAAUGCUUCUUUCCGGCCAGAUAUAUAUAUGAUCCAAGGAAUUGGGAUGCCCUUGACUCAAAAGCGAUUGACAUCUUGGUAGAAAAGGAUCCCAAAAGAGAUUUAACUAUAAAAAAGGCCGGAAGGAUAAAAAUAAAAGAUGCUUUUCUUCGAUAUUUUACACAAGAGUUCUACCAAAUGGAGAGAAGUGUGAUAGAGAUUGGCUUGUAUACUCUAGAGAACUUGACAAGGUAUUCUGCUUUUGUUGCAAAUUAUUUCGAAAGGGGCAUGGAAAGGGUCAUUUGCCUAGUGAGGGUUUUAAUGAUUGGGCACAUAUUAGCAUUAGAAUUAGAGAGCACGAAACAAGUGCCGAACAUGUUCUGAAUAUGGUCACUUGGUAUGAUUUGCGACUACAGUUGCAAAAUCAUCAAACUAUUAAUUGUGUAGCGCUGCGACAACUUGAGAAAAAAAAGGACCAUUGGAGAAAGGUUCUAUUUAGAAUUCUUUUGAUGGUAAAAUUUCUUGCGAAACACAAUCUUGCAUUUCGUGGUACUAACUCGACAUUGUAUCAAGAUAAUAAUGGAAAUUUCUUAGGCUUGGUUGAAAUGCUAGCUGAGUUCGACCCAAUUAUUCAGGAGCAUGUUAGGCGCAUAACAAACAAUGAAACUCAUGUUCAAUACCUUGGUCAUGGGAUACAAAAUGAGUUAAUACAUUUGCUUGCUUCUUCAAUUAAGUCAGAGAUAAUUAAAAAAAUAAAAGAAGCAAAGUAUUUUUCCGUGAUACUUGAUUGUACCCCUGAUGCGAGCCACCAAGAACAAAUGUCUCUGAUAAUACGAUAUGUCAAUGCAUCUUCGACUUUUGUUUCCAUUGAGGAAUCAUUUUUAGGAUUUUUGGAUGUCAAUGAUACAACUGGGCAAGGGCUUUUUGAUGUUUUGCAGGAAGAACUACGGAAUCUUGACCUGGAUCUAGAUGAUGUGAGAGGACAGAGCUACGAUAAUGGUGCAAAUAUGAAAGGUAAGAAUAAUGGUGUUCAAAGGAAACUUUUGGAUAAAAAUCCUAGAGCUUUUUAUUCAGCAUGUGGUUGUCAUAGUAUUAAUUUGACACUUUGUGACAUGGCAAAAACUUGUGGUAAAGCAAAGGACUUUUUUGGAAUCAUACAACGCAUCUACACAACAUUUGCUAAUUCAACUAAAAAGUGGCAGAUCUUGAAAGAUAAUAUAGAUGAUACAACAGGAUUGACUCUCAAGUCGUUGUCAUCUACUCGUUGGGAGAGUCGAAUAGAUAGUGUUAAAGCUAUAAGAUUUCAGAUUUCGAACAUACGAGAAGCUUUACUGCAAGUAUCUGAUAUUGAUAAUGAUCCAAAAACUAGCAGUGAAGCUAAAUCUCUCGCGAAUAAUGAACUUGGUGAUUUUGAAUUUUUAGUAGCUAUUGUUAUUUGGUAUGAAAUACUGUAUGCCGUCAAUCUGGUCAGCAAGAACUUACAAUCAAAGGAUAUGCUUAUUGAUGUUGCUAUUGAGCAAGUGUAGGGGCUAAUUACCUUUUUUAAUGGGUAUAGAGACACUGCUUUUUGUAAUGCAUUGGAAACAGCAAAAGAAAUUGCACUUGAAAUGGAGAUCGAUCCUACAUUUCGUCCAAAGCAUGAGAUUAAAAGAAAGAAACAAUUUGACGAAAACCCAGAUGAUGUGUUAAUUUCUUCACAACCUGCACAUGAAUCAUUUAGGAGAAAAUAUUUUAUUCCUGUUGUUGAUCAGGCUAUCAGUUCACUUACAACAAGAUUUGAGCAAUAUGAAUCAUUCUAAAAGAACUUUGGUUUCUUAUUUACUUCUGAUGCACUAAAAUCAUUGGAUGAAGAGCUUAAAAUCUUCUUGUAGUGUUCUUGAGGCUGCACUAAAGAGUGGAGCGAAAUCGAACAUUAAUGGUAGUGAAUUAUAUGUUGAGCUAAAUUUACUUAAAAGUUUCAUUCCAAAUGAUAAUAUGGGGCCGGUUGAUAUCUUGAAUUUCUUAAACGGCUAGAUUGUUUCCCUAAUGCAACUAUUGCAUAUAGAAUUUUGUUAACUAUUCCAGUGACCAUCGCAUCAGCUGAGAGAAGUUUCUCCAAAUUGAAAUUAUUGAAGUCCUAUCUACGUUCAACAAUGACACAAGAAAGGCUCAGUGGGUUGGCUACUAUAGCAAUUGAAAAUGAUAUACUGGAGGGGGUUGCUUAUGAAGAUCUAAUUGAAGAUUUUGUAUCAAGAAAUGCUCAAAGGAUUGCACGCUUUGGCUAACAGAGUAAAAGAUGGACUUGUAGCUCAAAAUUCUAAGAUUUUUCUCUUGUAUUAUGUAGUUCCUUGAGAAAGCUAUCCUGCUGUAGUGACUAAUAAAAAUAAUGUUUAAAUUGCCUACUUGACUUUCUUAUA
Messenger RNA from Triticum aestivum (bread wheat), 3357 nucleotides. Its product is annotated as zinc finger MYM-type protein 1. The coding region runs from base 1348 to 2487 and encodes 379 amino acids. The record is from RefSeq and is a predicted model, not a curated record. NCBI's taxonomy places the organism in Eukaryota, Viridiplantae, Streptophyta, Magnoliopsida, Poales, Poaceae. The transcript has 2 exons.